Dictyostelium discoideum AX4 is the source of this 1497-nucleotide messenger RNA. RefSeq names its product filamin/ABP280 repeat-containing protein. The transcript is spliced from 2 exons. The record is from RefSeq and is a predicted model, not a curated record. Bases 1 to 1497 code for a protein of 498 amino acids. Lineage: Eukaryota; Evosea; Eumycetozoa; Dictyosteliales; Dictyosteliaceae.
AUGGGUAAUAAUAUAUCACAAAAAGCAAAAGAUAGAAUCUUUUUAUGUAAAGAGAAUGGUGGUACAGAUUUAAAUUUAUCACAAUGUAAUAGUAAAAGAAUACCAAAAAGAAUAUUAAGAUUUAAGAAAACUUUAAAGAAAUUAAAUGUUGGAAAGAAUACAAUUCAAGAGUUUUAUGGUCAAAUUGAAAAGUUUUUAUAUUUGGAAACAUUGAUUGCAGAAUCUAAUGAACUUAAAGAGACGUGUCCUCAAUUAUCAAAACUUGAGUAUUUAACCUACUUGGAUGUUUCAAAUAAUAUUUUAUCAAUUGUACCAAAUAAUUUGAAGGCGUUGAUCACGUUGAAUAUCUCGUAUAAUUCAAUCCAGUCAUUUGGAAACGCAACUAUUUUAUUGCCAGCAUUGCAGGAGUUGAUAUACACUCAUAAUAAGGUGAGCAUUUUCCCCACAGAGAUAUUGGAGUUGCGUACCUUGAGAAUAUUGAAUUUGGCAGGCAACCGUUUGAAUUAUCUCCCUGACGAGAUCUCGCAUUUGGCAGGCACAUUGGUUGAGUUGAAUAUCUCGGAUAAUGUAUUCACAUCGUUUCCAACACCAAUUGCAACAUUGAUCAAUUUGGAGACUUUAUCAUUAUCUGGCAAUAAUCUUGGCACGUUAAGCAACAAUUUCACAACACUUUCAAAAUUAAUUAGCAUCAAUUUCAGUAAUUGUUCAUUGACUUCAUUUGAUUUCGAUCUUUCACAAUUAACUAACCUUCAAGAGAUUUAUCUAUCAGAGAAUAGAAUCCCUCAAUUUGGUCAAUUAACAUGCACAAGUCUUUGUUCAAUUUUAAAUACAAUUAGAAUUUUAGAUUUAUCAAAUGGUGCUUUCACCCAAGUACCAAAACAAAUUGGUUGGUGUAAAAAUUUAAGAAGAUUAUUAUUAGGUCAAAAUCAAUUAACUAAAAUACCUGGUGAAUUAUUCUUAUUAAAUCCAUCAAUUGAUAUAAUUUUAAUACCAAAUCCAUUAGAAUAUCCAUUAGGCGAAUGGAUUAAAGAAGGUAUACCAACAUUUUUAAGAAAUCUUAAACCAUAUAUGAAAUGUUAUGGUCCAAAUUGUACAAUUUCAGAUUUAGGUAGUGAAUUAAAAGCAAUGGCACCAAAUCAAUUCAUUAUUAAUGCUUUUGAUUAUGAUAAUCAACCAAGAGUUAGUGGUGGUGAUGAAUUUAAAGUACAAAUGUUAUUAAAUGGUACAAAUAAUAAAGUUGAUGAUGGUGCUGUUCCAAUUGGUAUUGGUGCACCUGAUGAAUCAACUACAAUUCCAACCAAUUCUCCACAACCUUUCCCAAUGAGAAGUUCAUUAUUCUUUAAAUCAAUUGAAUGUAUCGUUAAAGAUAAUAAACAAACUAAACCUGGUACCUAUACAGUUUUCUUUAAUUCUCCUCAAACUGGUAGUUACUCUUUAAAUAUUACUUCUGAUGGUUUACCUAUUAAAGGUUCUCCAUUCUUUGUUGAAUUAAAUUAA